Messenger RNA from Acromyrmex echinatior (Panamanian leafcutter ant), 3435 nucleotides. RefSeq lists its product as uncharacterized. NCBI's taxonomy places the organism in Eukaryota, Metazoa, Arthropoda, Insecta, Hymenoptera, Formicidae. The record is from RefSeq and is a predicted model, not a curated record.
ACGACGGCGGCGAUGGAGACGACGGAACCGGACAGCGACGGUUCGAGCUGCGACGUCUGGAAGCGCGUUCGCGGUGAUUCCGCCGACACCGGACCCAAGAAGCGUCGAAAGCAGACCACGCCGGUAAGAGUCUCGUCUGGUCUUGCGGACGUGCACGAGGAUGUGCGCGAGGACGAGCGCGAAGACGAAGACAAAGGUAAGCUGUCGUCGCGAUCGCCGUUGCUGAGCAACGACCAUCACCACCACCAACAACAUCACCACCACCACCACCACCACCUUCACCAUCACCAUCACUCGCCGUCGUCGAAAGACGAGAAUCUAAACAACGAGUUCCGCUGCCAGCACUGCGGCCGGCUCUUCGACAGCGACGAGACGCUCAAUGUCCACGUGGAUGGCGAGCACGGUGACGCAAAUCAGGCAACGCCAGCUGUCACCAUCAAGGUAGAGCCGGCGCAGCAGCUGGAUCCAACUAAUGAGAGUCCCAUUAGUCUUUUAAGCGUUAAGAACUUCGCGACCACGUGGUUGGCGUCCAGCAACCAGCAGCACGUGCAAUCGCAGACACAGAUGCAGUCACAGAGCGAUGAAUCGUGGUCGAGCGGCCCGGUCAAUCAAAUCGUCACGAUGACGAAUCAUUUACAGGCUCUUUCGAGUUUUCCGGGCACCCUCGCGCAGUAUCUACCCCUACCAAAUUUUCCCCUGACCGAUCCUCAACUCCCUAGAUCCUCCCUCGGUCCUGUGCCGGUCAAGAUCUUCAAUCCGGACGCGUAUUGCGAUAUGUGCAAUAAGGAGUUUUGCAACAAGUAUUUCCUGAAGACACACAAGGCCAACAAGCACGGAAUCUACGUUGACUCGCCAGCGCCAACGGCUAUGGACCCCAUCAAUGUCGCUGGCGGCAGCGUAUUCGGUGCCGUGAACUUCCACGCGAGUAACGCGAGCGUGAAAUUGGAGCCGCCGGCGACUCCGCCGCAGAAACGUUUCCGUAACGAGGAUUCUACGAAGAAGCACAAGCAAAAAACGCACAACGAGUCACCUGUGGAUCAGCAGUCAGAUGGCCAGCAGAUCUCUAUGCAGAGCGAGGAGGAUCGAAUGACGUCGCACGACAGUCCCGGCGAUAUAGAAGCGCUCUUGAAGCAGGAAUCAUAUGGCAUCGAGCAAGAAGACGCGACCUUUAUGCCGGCCCCUAGACAUCUCUCGCCCCAGUCCAUCCAACAAGCACGUGAUUCUGGUUUCAGCGCUGAUCUUCUGCGCCGACUUGGGGUCAUAAAUCCCGAGGCAUUUUGCGAAAUCUGCUGCAAGGAGUACUGCAAUAAGUACUUCCUACGCACGCACAAGAUGAAACGGCACGGCGUUGUCGUGCAGGACAGCGAGCAAUCGCCCGGCAGUUCCGGCACUACUGUCAACACCUGGCACCAGGUGCAAACCAGUCCACUGAACUUGAUCGUGUCUGAAGCUGCUACGAGUGCGGAAUCUAAUGACCGCGGCAGCGAGGAAUACGAGUGUAAAUCCUGCACUAUUCGUUUUCAGACGAUCGAUCUGUAUCAGGCGCAUUGCAGGAAGAUGCACGAGGGCGAGGAGAGCGGCUCGCCGAAACAAGAGUACGACUUAGACGGCUCUGAUCAGCGUAACGAUUCGAUCUCAGAAGACCUUCAGAAGCUGCAGACGAUGAUCAUGCAGCUGAAUGGUCUAGAUUCCGGUAAGGGAUUAUCCUGCGCUGCCUGCGGUAGAGAAUGUGAUUCGAGGUCAGCCUUACGCGUUCACAUGGCGACCGAACACGGUAUCACCGGUGAUGAAUCCUCGAUGUCGCCGCAAAAGUCACCAAUAGUCAUUUCGACUAUUCUCUGUACUCUCUGCGAGAAGGAUUAUCCUAAUCAAGAUGCAUUAAGGAGACAUAUUAGCGAGGAACAUCAGCCCAUCGUAUCCAGUGCUAUUACUCUGCCGGCAUUGCCGCCAACGGUAAUUGCCUCUUCCGCUAGUUCGACACCGACCAGUCAGACUCCAAGUGGCCAAGCAACAACGAUGACAGAAAAGAAGGUAACGUCACUAACUCCUACAUCGAGCUAUUGCGAGAUAUGCAACAAGGAGCUGUGCAAUAAGUAUUUCAUGAAGACGCAUAUGCAGCGGAUGCACGGCAUUGAGAUCGAAAACGGCGCACAGAUCGGCGGCGUCAUCUGCAACAUUUGCAACAAGGAGCUUUGCAGCAAAUACUUUCUGCGAGUUCACAAGCAUAAUACUCAUGGAAUCAUCGAUGAUAACACGUCGUCAUCGGCGUCGAACAACAAACAGGAGUCUUAUGAUGUUCCUAGCGCCGAGGAGUCGGCACUGAAACCGGAACAAUUGGGCGAUCUUAGUCACAGAUAUUUCAUUCAUUUCACCGAGGUAUGUCCAAUUUGCAGUCGGAGGUUCCGCAGCAUCAAAUGGUUGAAGGCGCACUUAAUGGGCGACCACGGGAAAGCGGGGAUCGACAAAUGGCGCGAAUUGGAACAACAGUAUCAAGCGACGUCCAGAACCUGCGGCAGAAGCGUUGCUUCGACGAAGAACACGCAACAAACAUCAAACCUAAAAAUUCCCAAUGGUUUUGAGGUUACCCAACAAAUCAAGCCUGUCGAUUACACGAGUCUGGGAAAUCAAAUGCUAUCGAAUCUUUUCGGUUCCUCAUCCGAGGAGUCUCAAUUAAAGAAAAAUUAUCGCUGCGGCUACUGCAACUUUACGACCCCUGUAUUACCCUUUCUCUUUCUUCACGAGCGAUCCCACGUGAAUCAACAGGAAAAUCUCGAAGGAGAUCGAGCAUUACAAUGUCCGAUCUGCUCGCACGACUUUCAUCAACCGGAGCUGCUUCAUCAGCAUCUGCUUGCCAAGCAUCAAUUCCCCUCUCUGUUAUCGCAAUUUCAACAUCCUCUCAUAAAUAAUCUUAGAUCGGAUAUCGAUAUCAAGGCGAGCGACACCAAGAACAGAACUGAUCAGGAUACGAAAGAUGAUCGUGUGGAAUGCAGUCCACACACCGAUCGGAAUAUCCCCGAGCCCGCCAAAAACCAGCGGCAGGACGAAACUACAGUAAAGGUGACUCCUCAGGGUGUGUACAAAUGCGCCCAAUGCGGUUAUGCGACGACAAAUCUGAAUCGCAUCAAGAAGCACGUGCGGAAAGAUCACAAGGCGAUAGGCGAUCCGACGGAAAGCGUGAUUGCCGAGCUCAGCAAGACCCUGAAAGAUGUAGCGAACAAGCAGAAGAUGCCAGCCUGUUACGCGAUGCCGCAGGACAUGAAUUCAAAUCCCGACAAGACCAUUAUGCAACCGUUCCUGAUCGAGGAGCAGGAUCUGAUGCAGGUGGGUGCCGAGUCUAGCUCGGCGAAGAAAUUCGCGCCGGCUCUGGUCUACUUGCCGGUCAAGUCCAGAAUCAGCAACUCCCUGACCGCCUCCUUCACUCUCACCCCCGCCUGA